UUAGAAGGAAAAUAAAUGGACCAACACCUACUCCUAGCUACUCCUCAUAUAUAGUUGUCUCCUCAUGAGAAAUCGAUUAUCUUUCUGUAUGAUCAAACAUGGGGAGUGAAGUAGUAAAUCCGAUCAAACCACGGUUUGAUCUGAGCAUGUCAAGACGAACCCGGAAACCAUGGUCUUCAAGUCUCGUCAACGAGAUGCAACAUCAAGUCCUGUCCACGCAAAGCUCACAGCAAGAGAAAGAAUUAGAGCAAGACGAAGACCGAGAGAUUGAUCGUAAGAGUUUGAACAAUCUGAUGAGAAGUGAGCAAGAAUCAAAUGGAGAAGCUAAUGUUAGCAAUAAGAACUCUCUAGGUCAACAUUUCGGGGACGACGAAGCGAUCAAGCAAACGAUGCAAGUGGUGGUCAAGAAGCAAGGUGGGGAAAAUGGUGUUAAAUUCAAAGGUAUGAUGAGUCGAUAUGUUAAGGUCUUGAGCGGUCUGAUGAAGGCCAAACGUGACCGCAAAACAUCGGCCUUGCGGUUUAAGACAUGAUUCGAAUAUAUAUAUACGUACGUUCGUGUGCCUUACACGUAUAUUUAGUUUAGAAAUGUUUCGCGUACGUACGUAUUAUUGAUGUGCAUAUAUGUUGUUGGCAUAUUUGUUUUCACUUUUGAGAAUGUCAUCUUAGCACUAUGUUCAUCCGUACAUGUACCUUUUGGUUUUGAAUAUCAUUGCAUGUUUUUUUCG
Brassica napus (rape) is the source of this 725-nucleotide messenger RNA. RefSeq lists its product as uncharacterized. Bases 99 to 530 code for a protein of 143 amino acids. The transcript has a single exon. The record is from RefSeq and is a predicted model, not a curated record. Lineage: Eukaryota; Viridiplantae; Streptophyta; Magnoliopsida; Brassicales; Brassicaceae.